AGUACCUGCCCUCCACUCCCCACCCACCAGAUAAAGCAGGAAGAUAACUUGGCCGAAACCCGUCUAGGUAGAAUGAAAACACGACACGGCAGCCCGUAAAAAGCAGACCGACUACAUCAUUAAAAGGACAUAACACAGCUGGACAUUUGAGACGUUAGCGUCAACGGCUUUGUCGGUUUCCCUCUGCUUUCACGCGUGGAACUGGGUCUAGCGCGCCCCGUUAGCUUGUUUGCUAACUCAAACGUAAAUCCGGAUUGAGAGUCUCCCACAGCUGGUGAGGUUGCGCAAGUCCAAGUCAAGUUUAUACCACCACUCAACCCUCUCACCAUGGGCUCCAGGGCGUCCACGUUACUCCGAGAAGAGGAAAUCGAAGAAAUCAAGAAGGAGACUGGCUUCUCACACAGCCAGAUCACCCGCCUGUACAGCCGCUUCACCAGCCUGGACAAGGGGGAGAACGGCACCCUGAGUCGAGAAGAUUUCCAGAGGAUCCCGGAGCUGGCCAUCAAUCCGCUGGGAGACCGAAUCAUCAACGCGUUCUUCCCUGAGGGAGAGGACCAGGUGAACUUCAGGGGCUUCAUGCGGACCUUAGCUCACUUCAGACCAAUCGAGGACAACGAGAAGAACAAGAGCGCUGCUCUCAGCGAGCCCCUCAACAGCAGGACCAACAAGCUGCUGUUUGCUUUCCGUCUGUAUGACCUGGACCGAGAUGACAAAAUCUCCCGGGACGAGCUGCUGCAGGUUCUGCGGAUGAUGGUUGGUGUGAACAUUUCGGAUGAUCAGCUCGGCAGCAUUGCUGAUAGGACCAUACAGGAGGCCGACACCAAUGGCGAUAACUCCAUUUCCUUCAAUGAAUUCAUUAAGGUCCUGGAGAAGGUGGACGUGGAACAGAAAAUGAGCAUCCGGUUCCUACAUUAAAUAUCUUUUUUUCUCAUUACUAUUUUGAGUAGAGCUUAAUUACGUCAGUUGAUUUCAGAACCCACUCAUCCACCUUGUCAGCCCCACUUCACGAACACGCCGUCAUGUCACAGACCUCAAGUUUCGGUAAACAAAGGGAAACGUUUUGUGCCUUAGGUUAUUUAUGCAAUGUCACUAUGAAUGAGUUUUUUCCCUCAUUAAUGCGAAAUUACUCAUGAGAAAUGUUUUUGGGAGUCACAGUGGGUAUCACUGCUUUUCCUUUUUUUCAACUGAAAAUAGAUUUUACAGCACAGUACAGAAAAGCCUUUUGCUUGUACUGUGAGUAACUUUAUUACUCACUCUGCUUAAUGAUAAAUGGCACAUGAUGAACCAUAUGCGAUGGCUCAAAGCUCAAAACUUGUUAGAUGUUUAAUUCAACUUCAAAACAGUGUGGGAUCACAUGACUUUAAGUAACUUUGUAUCUUUUUCUUGUAUCCUGCUGCACAGAUUCUUGUGUUAAACUCACUCGAGUGCCAUUGCUUUGGUUCCCCUUUGUCAGUUAUCAUCAACCUAUUCCUAUUGCCGUGUUUGUGAACUUUAAUUUUUCACAGCGGUUGACAUAGCUACUGCCAAUAAAUUGUAAUCUACCUGUUGCAGUUGUUGGACUUGAGCCAAAGUGAGUUUGACCCCCUUUUAAAGCCAGUCACCACUGCUGAGUCAACAUGUAUAUAGUGUGAUAUCUAAAGAACUUAUUAUUAUUAUUUCACCAAAAGAUGCUGCUAUCUCUUUGGGUAGUAUGUGUGUGCUUCUGUAGCACAUGGUCUUUCUUAUUUGCAAAAUGCUAUGCCAGGAUUUAGCUGCCACCGUGGCCUGCUGUCCAGAUUGAGUCUUAAAGGCCUGGCUAACGGCGUCGGGCCCUUUGGUCAAAUUCUUGCCGUGGAUUAGAUAGUUUGUAGACCUGGGACGGGUAAACCCACAAUAAGCUUAGGCUCUAUAUAUUGCAUCGGUCUUCCAGUGGAAAGUGUGUGUUGAUGUAUACGCUGCGUUCAACAUUUGUCUAGCUAAUACUUUUCCCAUCAAAUAGUUCAAGAUGCUAAAAAGAAUCAAAUGCUUUAAAACCUUUUUCUUUUCAGGCUAGUGUACAAUAAUUCUGAAACUGGAUGACUUUUUAAUCUUUAAUGUGAGUGUUAAAUCAUUACAAGAACACCCUCCAGCACUCGAGUAGAGAAAAUACAACGUGACCAACGUUUAUUAAUCAUUAUGGGAUCAUCAAUCUGAUAUGAUUCACAUGUUAUGUGGUGUUGGUCCAGGUAUUAUCAAACUGAUUCAUGUGUUUUAUUUGAAUAAAUGAAGUGCCAUGCCUA
This is a messenger RNA of Pungitius pungitius (ninespine stickleback), 2258 nucleotides long. RefSeq names its product calcineurin-like EF-hand protein 1 (gene chp1). The transcript is spliced from 7 exons. Lineage: Eukaryota; Metazoa; Chordata; Actinopteri; Perciformes; Gasterosteidae. The coding region runs from base 328 to 915 and encodes 195 amino acids. Gene Ontology annotation, molecular function: calcium ion binding. Gene Ontology annotation, cellular component: plasma membrane. The record is from RefSeq and is a predicted model, not a curated record. Gene Ontology annotation, biological process: positive regulation of sodium:proton antiporter activity.